Messenger RNA from Melanaphis sacchari, 1415 nucleotides. RefSeq names its product protein ABHD1-like. The transcript has 8 exons. The record is from RefSeq and is a predicted model, not a curated record. Bases 1 to 1212 code for a protein of 403 amino acids. Lineage: Eukaryota; Metazoa; Arthropoda; Insecta; Hemiptera; Aphididae. Gene Ontology annotation, biological process: medium-chain fatty acid biosynthetic process; medium-chain fatty acid catabolic process. Gene Ontology annotation, molecular function: monoacylglycerol lipase activity; acetylesterase activity.
AUGGAUCGGCUAUCGAUUGUAAAGCUCGCGCGGAACACUGUGCUUCCGUUGGCUUACAUAUUCACCGCCGCCGCGUUCGUGAUAGCCGGCUACUUUUUGGCCCUAAAAACACAGUCUUCUAUGUUGUUUUGUAAAGAUGGAAACUUCAAGCAAUUCCUUAUUAAAAAAGUACCUGCUGUCAGAGAAAAAUAUUUACCUGCAAUUUGUGGUUUCAAUGGGUAUGCACAUACAGUUUUGGCGACAUUGUUUAGAGAUAUCAUUACACCUACAGUAGUGUAUGACAGGGAAAUCUUGACGUUAAACGACGGUGGUGAACUUGCUGUAGACUGGUUGUAUCCAAAAUCUAAAGGUCCACAGAGUUUAGUCACUGUGAUUAUACUCACUGGACUAACAGGCGAUAGUCAAUCUGAGUAUGUCAGAGAAACAGUUAAUGAGCUGUUUGAAAAAGGCUAUUGUUGUGUUGUUUUUAAUUACAGAGGCCGAGGAGGUGUAAAGCUGAAGACUGCUCGAACGUACUCAGCGACGAACAUCGAAGACUUGACUGAAGUGCUGAAACACAUUAAGUCCAAACGACCAAACAGUCCGAUCGCCGGCAUAGGAUUCUCAAUGGGAGGAACAUUACUGGGGACAUUUUUAAUGUCAUCUGAACAAGAGAAAAACAAACACUUGGUAACAGGAAUAUUAAUUUCAGUUCCAUGGAAUGUAAAACAAGCUUGUAAAAACGCGGAAGGUUCUUGGUUGAUGCGAAAAAUGGGCAAAAACUUGUCCCACCAUUUACGUAGUGUAGUCAUUAAGAACAAAGAUGUUAUUUUCAAACAAGAUAAUGACAGAUUGUUAGAUUAUAACAUGAUUAAACAGUGUAACACCAUCCGGGAAUUCGAUACAGCCUACACCAUUAAAAUAUUCAACUACUCUAAUGUAUAUCACUAUUACGAGGAUGCGACAUUGAGCAACAAACUUCAUUUGAUUAACGUACCGUGUCUGUGUUUAAGUGCCGCAGACGAUCCUUUUCUUUACUUUAGAGAUAUACCCGUAAAUGAAGCGGAUGAACACGGAAAUGUAGCUAUCUUAGUAACUUCUGGUGGUGGUCACGUGGGUUACCUGGAUACUUUUUGGCCAUUCACAAACAAUAACUUUAUGUUGAAGCUCAUCCACCAAUAUUUCGAUGCAAUUUUGGUAGAUAAGAAUUAUGAGAAAUUUGUUAACCUUUAAAUAGUUUGUUUUUCUAUUCAAUACAAUAUAAUAUAAUAUAUUAGUGUUGUAUGUAAAUUAAAAAACAAAACUGUAUACGUACUGAUAAUAAUUGUUGCGGCUAGGAUUAGUGUCUUUAAAUAUUGCUUUUGAUUUUAACUAUUUUAUUAUUUGAAUUUUGAAUCGAAAAUGUCACUAAGCUAAGUUUUAAAUUAAAAGUAUAU